Molecule: messenger RNA, 300 nt
Organism: Knipowitschia caucasica
Lineage: Eukaryota; Metazoa; Chordata; Actinopteri; Gobiiformes; Gobiidae
Source: the annotation of a GenBank genome assembly
AUGAGAGUCCUGCAGGUCACGGUACUGCUCGUCCUGGUCCUCUGCAUGACCCAUGGGGUCCACGCCGACGACGCCCUGGUCUGUAACUGCGUGUUCCAGGUCGGGGGGCGGGGCUACGAGACCAUCGAGACCUGUCAAUCAGACGGCAAUGUGUGCGUGUCCGUCACCGGGCAGAUCCCACAUGUUUUUGGGUCGCGUCCCGUCUACUACAGAGGCUGCAUGAAGUCUACGACCGCCACCAAACUCCAGGACAUCGUGUGGCUCAACGUUCACAUCUGUAACACAGGCCUCUGCAACUGA